UGCAUCUGGACGACCCACAGCUGUGAGCAGUUCUUUUCUAAAUGGACUCUUGCAAAGACUCUCAAGACCGACUGACAUAAAUUUAGCAGCUGGUCUUGGUCAGCUGUAAAUUUCUCACUCGUGCUUUGUCAGCGUUACACUUAAUGAUUAGGAGGAGCUUAGUCUGGGUUGGAUCGGACGUGGGGUCUCCGCUGCCGCUGGCUGGACAGUUGCAGUCACAGCAUCAUACAAAGAGCAGUGACGCUAACUGUAGGUUUACUGGACUCAUUCAUACCGAAGCGAGCUGAAGCGAGCCGAGCCGAGUCUGAUCCAACAGCAGCAUGAUGGACAGCACAGCUAUGUAUCCCCCUGUCAACGGCCCCCCCGCCAACAUGUUCAACAACGUGCCCGGUUAUGAGGGCACCAUGGCAGGAGGAGGUGGUUUUCUUCCCCCUCCCAUGCCCCUGGAGCCCGUGGCCCCUCCUCAACCCGGCCCUGUACCUGACAACUGGUGCAUCCCGUCUCUGGAUGAGGAUGUGGCUCGUGAGGCGUUCAAGAGCUAUGCGUCGUCUCAUUGCUGCUGGAGUGCCGCUCCAGCCAAGGAUGGAGUCAUCACCAGCAUGGAGCCGUACGACACCUACAGGUACCGGCUGGAGACGUAUACUGAGUCCAGGUCCACUGAAUGGUCCCAGAAACCUCACGAAGGUGAGGCAGCUGACUUCUACACUCAGACCGCCCCCCAGCCCUGGGAGGUGCCGGCCACGGCCCCCAGCCUCUUCACCGAUCACAAGCUGGAGAUGCGGGUGCCCUUCACCUCUUCCAUCAAGGACUGCAACAUCUGCCAUAGCGCGGGGACCAUGCCAUGUGAGGACUGCAAUGGACAAGGACAUAAAGAGUGCUGGGCGUGUCAUGGCAAUGGUCAGACGUGCUCCACCUGUAACAGUACUGGCCAAGAGAAUUGUAGAAAGUGUGAAGGGCGUGGCACAGAGAACUGCAAAACCUGUAACGGGAAACGACAACUGCUGACUUUCAUCCAGCUCAAGGUGGAGUGGACUAAUCAUGUAGAGGACCAUUUGGUGGAGCAGAAGGUUGGUCUGAAGGCCGAUGAUCUGAGCUCAGUUAACGGGAAGGAGCUGUUUAAGAACAACCAGUACCUGCUCUACCCACUGCUCGGGUUCCCAAACCCGGCCAUCUCUGAGGCCUCCGAGCGCCUGAUCAAAGAUCACCAGAGCAAGUACGCCCAGAACUCCAGGAUCCUGCAGCAGAGGCAGACGGUCGAGCUGAUCCCCAUCACCAAGGUGAAAUAUAAGUGGAAGGGCGACUCUCACAAGUACUUGGUCUACGGCAACGAGCACAAAGUCAGCGCCGACGACUACCCAGCGACCUGCUGCUGUGUCAUCAUGUAGACACGCACACACACACACACACAAACACACACACACACACACACAUAAAGAGCUGAACUUGGCUGUUUAUUCUCCAAUAUUGUUUUUUUAUUUCAUAUCAGCCUCUCCCUCCAUGACACAACACAACAUGAUGUUUCCAGAUCAUCAGAGUCGCUGUCAGAGCUCAGGUCAAACAUGUCAACCCUGGGUUCACACAGAACACACACAUUGACACACACACACACACUGUUUACUGUGACAUCCUGUAAAGAAUGAAUCUGUUAAAACCAGUCCUCACUUACAUAAGGAUCUCUUUUAUGUUUUUGUUUCCUGAACUUUCUGCUCAGCUGUUACUCCGUCUCUGACUCCUGUUUUGACAUGAGUACAUUUAUUAUUCUUUUGCAUCAAGGUCUGAACUUCUGUUAUCCAAAAUCCAGAUUUUGAAAACACAGGUCAACAGGUAUUUUUCUGUUUACAGUUUACUUCAAAUAGGUGCCAUUUAAUGUCCUCGGUAUUUAAAGGAAGCAAAAAAUGAAUGUGAGUUCUAAGGAAAAGAACAAAAAGUGAGCGGUGAGGGGAAGCAGCAAAAGAAAAAAAAGAUAUAUGUAGUUUGAAUCAUACGGAGGUGAAUAUAUUACCUGGUAUUUUACUUGGGGGAGGUGAAUUGAAUUAUGACAGAAUCUGGUUCAAUUGGUUUCUACUUGUAUUUUCCUUCUGUCCGUUAAUGUUUCAUGAAUGAAGAAACCACUAUCCUGUUUAAACUGUGGAGGAUUCAUCACCAACAAAUCAGACAUUUCUGAAAAGUGGGGGAAUUAACUUGCCUGGAUGAGUGAGUCUUUUCUCACGUUUACAGUUUACAGUGUAGUAACUAACUGCUUUGCCUUUCUUCUGGACAGACUGAAUGACAUUAUCACCACUUUAUCCUUUACUUCUAGUGUAGAAAUAUAUAUAUAUAUAUAAUUCUGUCAUGUGUUCAUCGUAUUCAGUUGCGUGUUGAUGACAAACAAAAAUUACCAAAGUGCUGAAACUGUAUUGAAGAAUGUUAGUUUUUAAUCCCAGCGUCGAUGUGUAUACAAUAACCCUCCAUUUUAAACUUUAGUUCUUGCAAAAGCUCCAUCAAUGCCCUCUGUUUGCUUUUCUCUCACUUUACCUCUCAGCCAAGCAGUUGGCAGUCUGGGUAAAAGAAAGGAAGGAAGGAAGGAAGGAAGAGGGAAUAAUGGCUGGUGUGGUCGGGAGAGCCAUAGUGAAUGAAUCAGACUGUAGAGCAGUUAAAAGGGGUUUCAAUGCUUUUUAUAAAAAAUUUGAGUUGCUUCUAAAGCUAGAAUGUAAAAGUUAAUAAAUCAAAAUCCAAUGAUUCCAUCCGGGGCCUGAAACAGAUCAUCUGCAUGUCAGAGAGUCUAGAAGCAAGUGGACAAAACUGAACCGCAGCUAAUCGAAUCCACUAAAACCACAACGCAGCAUAAAACCGGAUCGAUGUCUGGAACCAAUGAUGAAUAUUUGUGCUUCUGUUAGUUUUUUACUUUUUGCAAGGGAAGAAACACUGGAAGUUGUGUUGUUUCUUCUGUCAGAGCUAAGGUUUUUAUACCAAUUACUCCAGGACUUUAUAAUGACGUUUUAAAUUUGAAGCAACUAUGUGAGUUUUUCAUCGUUUCUCCUCCUCCCUUCUUUACAUUUUAUUCAGGAACUGAGUUGAGUCAUCAGCAAAGCAAAGAAUCCAAUAAUCCUUCUAUCCACUCUUUUACUACCAAGGCUCAUUGGGUUAUGUAAACGAAGUGGACAGGCUCAUGUCCACAACCUACCCAUCUCCAUAGCAGCUGACGCAAAUAAUUCAGGUGUUUGCCAAAAAUGCCUAAUAUCUUAAUGUAGCAGUAACUAGAGUCCUGGUUAGGCUCUACAGCUGCUCAGUUUGUCUCCAUCUGACUUUUAGGUGAAAACAGUUCACUUCAAGUUGCCUGUCCUUUGAAGCUGCUCUCCUGCAGUACAACAGAACCCCUGUAGAGGGCACUCUUUGCCUCAAUCAGAUGUAAACAGACUCUACUGCCACCAUCUGGCUGCCAUCUGUACAACCGGGUUAUCUGUGACAAACGAUCAAUUGGUAUUAUGCUCAGGUGUUGGGUCUUUUUUUUUUUUAUCUCAGUGUAACACAUGUUAUCAGUCGAAUCUUUAGUGUUGUAGCUUUCGUAAAAAACAAUAUAUACAUAAUGUUAACGCGACUUUGGCUUUUAUCACCUUUAACUGCAAUCUACAUGCCUUAACUCAGUACUGUUACUAACAAUCCUCUCUACUUCUACCUCUAUACUGUCAUGUUGUUACUGAAGUAGAUCAUUAAUUGUCUGCUGCUCUAGAAAAUAAACUGUUGAGCUUU
Molecule: messenger RNA, 3729 nt
Organism: Pleuronectes platessa (European plaice)
Lineage: Eukaryota; Metazoa; Chordata; Actinopteri; Pleuronectiformes; Pleuronectidae
Product: protein SSUH2 homolog
Exons: 13
Coding region: 321-1385 (354 amino acids)
Molecular function (GO): heat shock protein binding
Source: RefSeq, a predicted model, not a curated record